Molecule: messenger RNA, 382 nt
Organism: Amoebophrya sp. A25
Lineage: Eukaryota; Dinophyceae; Syndiniales; Amoebophryaceae
Source: the annotation of a GenBank genome assembly
ACAAAAACGAUCAAGAGCAUUUUCAGUACAAUUAUGGAAUUGAAAAGUUUGGCUCUAUUUUGAUUUCAAUUUCGCACGGGAAUGUUUACUCUCCUGAAAAAUUUAGCUGGACUCAAGAUUGUGACAUGCUGAUAAUCUUAUUUUUUAGGAAAUGAAUUACCCACGUAACCAAGUAGGUCGCUGGGAGAAGUCUAAUUUAAACUGGAUUAUGGUGAUGACAUUGCUGAGUCUGUGAACGGCGUUGAAGUUACACCUGCUGCAGCGGAAAAAAGGCCUUUAGGGUUUUUGAGAAAAAUCACAACACGGGAUAAAGGUGCCACGCCUCGGAAUGCAGCAAUGAGUGCAAAUUAUAGGACAAGUAGCGCUUAUAUGCAAAUAACAG